This is a messenger RNA of Closterium sp. Yama58-4, 1755 nucleotides long. The record is from the annotation of a GenBank genome assembly. Lineage: Eukaryota; Viridiplantae; Streptophyta; Zygnematophyceae; Desmidiales; Closteriaceae.
AUGGUGUCGAAGCGAUGGGCCUCGCUGCUGCCCGUCGUGCGCAUCAGCGCUCCUGCCGACUCUCCACCUCGUCGGGAAGAAUAUUACCGGUACUACGACUCAGGUUUUAUUAAAUUUACGGAUAAAAAUCUGCUUCCCGUCCCCAAGCUCUCCACGCCCGCGCUCCUCCGCACGCUCUCCCGCGCGCCGAGCGUGACUUUCCUCGCACUGGGCGACGGCGCCGUUGAUUUCUACGAUGAUAGCUUCCUUACCUCGCUGCUCGCCGCCUGUCCCAAGCUGACCUGCUUGACCCUCGGCGAGCCUCGUUUCGCCGACGCACCGCCGCCCUUCACCAUCAGCUUCGCAUCGCUCAACUCAUUCUUCCGCGCCGCAGCGCCGCAGUUACAGGAGCUCGCGCUGCUGCUUCCUUACGAGGCCAGGAAGCAUCUUGAUUCGAUUUCGUCGCUGUCGUCGCUGCGCGUGCUUCGCCUCCGCUCCGACACGAUUCAACGGCUCCCGGACGGACUAUGCUAUCUGCCCGCGCUCCAGGAACUGCAGUUCAGCUGCUCGAUGCUGUGGGAUGUGCCCGAGGACUUCGGGCAGCUGAAAGCUUUGACGCGUCUCUCCAUCGUCGACAGCCAGAACGGCGCGCACAGCCUGCCCGAUUCUCUGGGCGACCUCUCGUCCCUCACCUCGCUCUGCAUAGCCUUCCCUUGCGGCCGACUCCCCAAUAGCAUCACCGCGCUGCAGCAGCUGCGGCGCCUGCAGCUGCGACGCUACGACAGCGACUUUCCAGACGGGUGCGAAGCGUGGACGAGACUGGAAGAGGUUUCGCUCGAGAAAUGCAGCCUUCACCUCACAGACGUAUUCAUCCCCUCUCCGCUUUCUCACCUCGCCCGCCUGCUCUCACUCCGCAAGUUACGCAUCACGAAGAGCGCCCACCUUCCUCACUCUGAGCCCUUCAUUCCCUUCAUUCCUGAGAACAUCAGCGACUUGGCAGCGCUGGAGUCGCUAGAGCUGAAAGAGCGUGUGUCGGAUAAGGAAGCUGCGUCAUAUAGAAGCAUGUUAGCCAGGAUGGCUAGAGGAGAAGAGCCGCAGCCUGAAAGGUGCAAUCAGCUGGAGCAUCUACCACGAGAGUUUGGAUCCCUUGGGACACUAACGAGGGUGGUUAUUGAGGGGUCGUUUUCCUCUCUGCCAGACACUCUCGGCGGCCUGACCUCCCUGCAAGAAGCAUCUCUGAAGUUUCCAGUCCUUGCCAGCUUGCCUCCCUCCUUCUGCCUCCUCUCUCGCCUCCACACACUUACCAUCACUGGCAGUGACUGUCUUGUCACCCUGCCCGCAGACUUCGGCUCCCUAGGUGCCCUCCAACACCUCUCCAUCCACUCCUGCUCUCGCUUGCACAGCCUUCCCGACUCAUUCUCCUCCCUCGCCUCCCUCCUCCACCUCACCAUCACAAAGUGCCCCAAGCUUUCCACCCUCCCUGAUGGCUUUGGCUCCCUGCCCCGACUGGCCCGGCUGGCGGUCAUCUACUGUGACUCCUUCACUCACCUGCCCGCCUCCUUCCCCUGCCUGCCGUCCCUCCGUGUGGCCAGCUUCAGCUGCUGCCCGCGCCUGCAUGCCCUGCCUGCUUACAUAGGUUUGUUGCUUGCCCUAGAGGUGCUGCUUCUAAGGGAAUGUGUGGCACUCAGGACUCUGCCAGAUUCGCUCAGACAGGCCAAGGCACUUAGGCAUGUGGAUUUGUCCAAGAGCGGGGUGGCUAAUGUAGGCCGUGCUUAG